Closterium sp. Naga37s-1 is the source of this 266-nucleotide messenger RNA. NCBI's taxonomy places the organism in Eukaryota, Viridiplantae, Streptophyta, Zygnematophyceae, Desmidiales, Closteriaceae. The record is from the annotation of a GenBank genome assembly.
CGCAAGUCCUGCUGGACUGUCAGAAGGCGUGGGGCACAACGUUUGAUGCCUGGGUGGUUGGUGGGGACUGCGAAAUUGCCAGCAGCGUCACGUGCGACUCCCAGGGCAUGAUCACGCAGAUGGGCAUUUCCAACGAGAAAUUAAAAGGAACAAUCCCUGACUCCAUCAGCAAACCUCCAAAGGCUCGUCAACUUAUACUUCUGGAACACGAGCCUGACUGGGCAGAUACCAACUUCCAUUGGCACACUUACAAACCUGGUCCAAUU